AUGCAGCGGCUGGAGAGACUCUGUCGGUGGCGGCGGCGGGGACGAGGCAGGGACAGGGGGGGCGACGGCAAAAUGAAGUAUCAGAAAUACCUGACUGUCUUGCAGAUGGCCAUAGGGGUGACCGCCUCCAACAGGGGCAGUCUGAUGCCCUUAAAGAGGAAGCUGUGGGUAACUCCAUCAUCUGAAAAUCCGAAUGGUGCUACAUGUAGUGUGAGUCAAGGAAAACCUUCUUUAAGAAGAAUAAAAGGGAGAAUACAUAGAAGCAAAAGUCUUGAUAGCAUUGAUUUCUGUGAGUUCAAUAGCACAACAAUGGAAGAAACAGCUAUAUGGGAACAACACACAGUGACUCUUCACAGGGCUCCAGGAUUUGGGUUUGGCAUUGCGAUAUCUGGAGGAAGAGAUAAUCCCCAUUUUCAGAGUGGUGAAACAUCAAUAGUUAUUUCUGAUGUCCUGAAAGGAGGUCCAGCAGAAGGACUGCUACAGGAAAAUGACCGUGUGGCAAUGGUUAAUGGAGUCUCAAUGGAUAACGUGGAACAUGCAUUUGCUGUUCAACAGUUGAGGAAAAGCGGAAAAAAUGCCAAAAUAACAAUUCGAAGAAUGAAGAAAAUUCAGAUUCCAGUAGCCCGGCCGGAACCUGAGCCAGUAUCUGAAAAUGAGGAAGAUAGUUAUGAAGAGGAAAUGCAUGAUCCAAGAAGUGCACGCAAUGGGCCAGGUGUCAACAGAAGGCUUGAGAAGAGCUGGGUAAGAGACCGAAGUGGAAGCAGAGAGAGAAGUUUAUCGCCAAGAUCAGAUAGGAGAUCAGUUGCUUCCAGUCAGCCUGCAAAACCUACCAAAGUAACAUUGGUGAAAUCCAGGAAAAAUGAAGAGUAUGGUCUGCGCUUGGCCAGCCACAUAUUUGUGAAAGAAAUAUCCCAAGAUAGUUUGGCAGCAAGAGACGGCAACAUUCAGGAAGGUGAUGUUGUAUUGAAGAUAAACGGCACAGUCACAGAAAAUAUGUCACUGACAGAUGCAAAGACUCUAAUAGAAAGGUCAAAAGGCAAGUUGAAGAUGGUGGUUCAACGAGAUGAACGAGCAACUCUUUUGAAUGUCCCAGAUCUUUCUGACAGCGUUCAUUCUGCUAAUGCUUCAGAAAGAGAUGACAUUUCAGAAAUUCAGUCGCUGGCAUCAGAUCAUUCCAACCGAUCACAUGACAGGCCCCGCCGCAGUCGUUCACGAUCUCCUGACCAGAGGUCAGAGCCUUCAGACCAUUCCAGACAUUCUCCACAGCAGCCCAGCAAUGGCAGUCUCCGGAGCAGAGAAGAUGAGAGAAUAUCAAAACCAGGAGCUGUCUCUACACCUGUAAAGAAUGCAGAUGAUAUCCCUGUUUCUAAAACCAUGGAAGAGGCUAUAGUUGAAAGAAAUGAAAAACAAACUCCACCUCUGCCAGAGCCAAAGCCAGUGUAUGCUCAAGCUGGACAGCCAGAUGUGGAUUUACCAGUCAGUCCAUCAGAUGGUCCUUUACCCAAUUCAACUCAUGAAGAUGGAGUGCUUCGGCCAAGCAUGAAGCUGGUAAAAUUCAAAAAAGGAGACAGCGUGGGCUUGCGGUUGGCUGGUGGCAAUGAUGUAGGCAUAUUUGUAGCUGGUGUUCUGGAGGACAGCCCUGCAGCGAAAGAAGGAUUAGAAGAAGGAGAUCAAAUUCUCAGGGUAAAUAAUGUAGACUUCACAAAUAUCAUCAGAGAGGAAGCAGUGCUUUUUCUGCUUGAUCUCCCUAAAGGAGAAGAGGUGACAAUUUUGGCACAGAAGAAAAAGGAUGUUUAUCGUCGCAUUGUUGAGUCCGAUGUAGGAGAUUCUUUCUAUAUCAGAACUCAUUUUGAAUAUGAAAAGGAAUCUCCCUAUGGGCUAAGUUUCAACAAAGGUGAAGUGUUCCGGGUCGUGGAUACUUUGUACAACGGCAAGCUUGGGUCCUGGCUGGCUAUUCGAAUUGGCAAGAAUCACAAAGAAGUGGAAAGAGGCAUCAUACCCAAUAAAAACAGAGCUGAACAGCUAGCUAGUGUACAGUACACACUUCCAAAGACAGCGGGGGGAGAUCGUGCAGAUUUCUGGAGGUUCCGAGGUCUACGCAGCUCAAAGAGAAAUCUCCGAAAAAGCAGAGAAGAUCUUUCUGCCCAACCUGUUCAGACCAAGUUUCCUGCAUAUGAAAGAGUUGUUCUUCGAGAAGCUGGCUUUCUCAGGCCUGUAACCAUCUUCGGACCAAUUGCUGAUGUUGCACGAGAGAAACUGGCAAGAGAAGAACCAGAUAUUUAUCAAGUUGCAAAAAGUGAACCAAGAGAUGCUGGUACUGACCAACGUAGUUCUGGCAUUAUUCGUCUUCAUACAAUAAAACAGAUAAUUGACAGAGACAAACAUGCUUUAUUAGAUGUUACUCCAAAUGCUGUGGAUCGUCUGAAUUAUGCACAAUGGUAUCCCAUUGUGGUGUUCCUGAACCCUGAUUCCAAGCAGGGUGUAAAAACCAUGAGAAUGAGACUGUGUCCAGAAUCACGGAAAAGUGCCAGAAAAUUGUAUGAAAGAGCUCACAAGCUACGGAAAAAUAAUCAUCAUCUCUUCACAACUACUAUCAACUUGAAUUCAAUGAAUGAUGGCUGGUAUGGAGCACUAAAGGAAGCAAUUCAGCAGCAACAGAACCAGUUGGUGUGGGUUUCAGAAGGAAAGGCAGAUGGUGCUACAAGUGAUGACCUUGACUUACACGAUGAUCGCCUUUCCUACCUAUCAGCUCCAGGUAGUGAAUAUUCCAUGUACAGCACAGAUAGUAGACACACUUCAGACUAUGAUGACACAGAUACAGAAGGGGGUGCCUACACUGAUCAAGAGCUUGAUGAAACGCUCAAUGAUGAAGUUGGGACUCCUCCGGAAUCUGCUAUUACACGGUCCUCUGAACCUGUAAGAGAGGAUUCCUCUGGAAUGCAUCAUGAAAGUCAAACAUAUCCUCCUUAUGCAUCGCAAGCUCAGACCCAGCCAAAUCAUAGAAUCGAUUCUCCAGGAUUUAAAACAGCUGCCUCUCAAUCGAAAGCAGAAGCCUCACCUGCAGGCCCUUACCUUUCCCCGUCGCCUGAAACAAACCCUGCAACCUCAUCACCUUCUGCUGUUAAUCCUAAUGUAAACUUAACUAAUGUCAGACUGGAGGAGCCCACCUCAGCUCCUUACAACUCUUUUCAACUACAAGCUGGCCCCUUAAGAACACCAAGCACUGAGGGAGUUCACAUAAUGCUAAGAGAUCAAGAGCCAUCAUCCUUAUCACCGCAUAUAGAUCCAACAAAGGUGUACAAAAAGGAUCCAUACAUUAGCGAGGAGGCACCAAGACAGAACUACGUCUUGAAACAACCAGCAGUUAAUCAUCCAGUACAGAGACAGGAGAAAGAGACAAAUCUGAUCUAUGAAUCCCAGGUUCAGUAUGCAGAGAAACAACCCAGUAGAGAGUAUGAGCCGUCAACAUAUAGGUAUGAUUCUACGAACUAUGUAGAUCAGUUUUCCCGUGGUUAUGACCCUCGUCUACAUUAUGAUGACCGUAUACCUCCCUAUGAGGACCACUGGGCAUAUUAUGAUGAAAAACAGCCCCACCAGCCGAGACCACCUUAUGAUAACCAACCUCCUAGGGACUUUAACCCCAGACAAAAUGCAGAAGAGAGCACAGAACGCAGCUACUACCCAGCACAACCUCGCUUUGAAGAACCACCUCCAAUGGUUUAUGACAGUAGGCCUCGCUAUGAACAUGCACCUAAAAACUUCAGUCUACCACAACUGCGAUAUGAAGAACAGCCCGCUGCUGGAUAUGAUAUUCACAGUAGAUAUAAAUCAGAAGCUGAGACAUACCCUUCAGCAAUAUCUAAGUCUCCUGAACCUAAGCAGUACUUCGAUCCACAUAUGAGGGGCUAUGAACAAGGCCCUCCACAAGGAUUUAAUGCUAAAGCAGGACAGUAUGAACCUUCUCAUAGCACUGCAGGUGUUCCUCCUCCUCUUCCCCCCCCCUCAUCACAAAGCAAACCAGAAGUACUGCCUUCCAACAGUAAACCACUGCCUACACCACCAACUCUAACGGAGGAAGAAGAAGAUCCAGCCAUGAAACCACAAUCAGUGCUAACUAGAGUUAAGAUGUUUGAAAACAAAAGAUCAGCAUCGGUGGAAAAAAUCAAGGAUCCUAAUGAUAUGCCAGCUGUCAAGCCUCCAGAACUAGCACCUAAACCUGCCAUUGCCACAGUGAGUGGUUCCAAACCAACCUCUCAAAAUCAGUAUGAACAUGACAAAACAAUUUACAGGGCUCCAGAACCACAGAGACCUCAAGUGAAGCCAUCUGAAGACAUAGUACGUUCAAAUCACUAUGAUCCUGAGGAAGAUGAAGAGUACUAUCGAAAGCAGCUUUCAUACUUUGAUCGCAGAAGUUUUGAAAAUAAGCCCUCUACACAGGUUCCUGCCAGCCCUGAGCCUGCUAAGCCAGUACAUCCUCAGAAUCAACUGAACUUCACUAACUAUUCUAAGGGGAAGCCUACUGAUGCUGAGCCCACAGAUAGACCUGGUGGUGAAAAGCGCUAUGAGCCAGUUCCUCAAGUUACUCCUCCUCCCCCACCUCCAAUACAGUAUACUCAACCUCAGUCGAUUAAUAACCCUGUCGUACUUCUUCAGGCACAUCCCAAGUCUGCACUUUCUGAGGUUAACUCUAUGUCCGUAGAUUUCCAGAAUUCCACAGUGCCCAAGCCUGACCCACCUCCAUCUCAAAAUAAACCAGCAACUUUCAGAUCUUCCAACCGAGAGGACACUGUGCAAUCUACCUUCUAUCCUCAGAAAAGCUUCCCUGACAAGGGUCCAAUUAAUGGAACUGAGCAGACUCAGAAAACAGUCACCCCGGCUUAUAAUCGCUUUACAACGAAGCCUUACACAAGUGCUGCCAGGCCAUUUGAGCGAAAGUUUGAAAGUCCUAAAUUCAACCACAAUCUACUGCCAAAUGAAACUCAACAUAAACCAGAGUUGCCCUCAAAGGCUCCAAAUUCUCCUCAACCAAUUUUAAAAGCACAUAGCUCAUUGCAGCCUUCUGAGUUUGACAGUGGAAUGGAUACAUUCUCCACGCAGGCAGACAAGCCUAAAUAUCAACCAAAUAACAUUAAUGCUGUGCCUAAAGCCAUUCCUGUAAGCCCUUCAGCACUAGAGGAUGACGAGGAGGAGGAUGGACACACUGUAGUAGCCACAGCAAGAGGUGUUUUUAACAGCAAUGGUGGUGUAUUAAGCUCCAUAGAGACAGGAGUUAGUAUAAUUAUACCACAAGGAGCCAUUCCAGAGGGAAUAGAGCAAGAAAUCUAUUUCAAGGUCUGCAGAGAUAAUAGUAUCCUCCCACCUUUAGACAAAGAGAAAGGAGAAACGCUGCUUAGCCCAUUGGUAAUGUGUGGGCCCCACGGACUAAAAUUCCUGAAGCCAGUGGAGCUGCGCUUACCACAUUGUGCGUCUAUGACCCCUGAUGGUUGGUCUUUUGCUCUAAAAUCCUCCGACUCCUCGUCGGGUGACCCCAAAACUUGGCAGAACAAGUCUCUUCCUGGAGAUCCAAACUAUCUUGUUGGAGCAAACUGUGUCUCAGUCCUAAUUGACCACUUCUAA
Emys orbicularis (European pond turtle) is the source of this 5616-nucleotide messenger RNA. RefSeq names its product tight junction protein 1 (gene TJP1). The transcript is spliced from 29 exons. Gene Ontology annotation, biological process: establishment of endothelial intestinal barrier; cell-cell adhesion; protein localization to cell-cell junction. NCBI's taxonomy places the organism in Eukaryota, Metazoa, Chordata, Testudines, Emydidae. Gene Ontology annotation, molecular function: cell adhesion molecule binding. The coding region runs from base 1 to 5616 and encodes 1871 amino acids. The record is from RefSeq and is a predicted model, not a curated record. Gene Ontology annotation, cellular component: bicellular tight junction; plasma membrane.